AUGCCCCGCCUCUGGUGGCUGCCUAAAACCUGGCGCCGGGCUAAAACAAACGCGAGGCAGCCCCCGAGCCUCCACUCAAGCCAAUUAAGGCGGACUCGGUCCACUCCGUUACGUGUACAUCCAACAAGAUCGGCGUUAAGCCGACGCCGAAUCAUGUCGAUGAGUCCAAAGCACACGACUCCGUUCUCAGUGUCUGACAUCUUGAGUCCCCUGGAGGAAAGCUACAAGAAAGUGGGCAUGGAGGGCGGCGGCCUCGGGGCUCCGCUCGCAGCGUACAGACAGGGCCAGGCGGCCCCGCCGGCCGCGGCCAUGCAGCAGCACGCCGUGGGGCACCACGGCGCCGUCACCGCCGCCUACCACAUGACGGCGGCGGGGGUGCCCCAGCUCUCGCACUCCGCCGUGGGGGGCUACUGCAACGGCAACCUGGGCAACAUGAGCGAGCUGCCGCCUUACCAGGACACCAUGCGGAACAGCGCUUCGGGCCCCGGAUGGUACGGCGCCAACCCAGACCCGCGCUUCCCCGCCAUCUCCCGCUUCAUGGGCCCGGCGAGCGGCAUGAAUAUGAGUGGCAUGGGCGGCCUGGGCUCGCUGGGGGACGUGAGCAAGAACAUGGCCCCGCUGCCCAGUGCGCCCCGCCGGAAGCGCCGCGUGCUCUUCUCCCAGGCGCAGGUGUACGAGCUCGAGCGACGUUUCAAGCAGCAGAAGUACCUGUCGGCGCCGGAGCGCGAGCAUCUGGCCAGCAUGAUUCACCUGACACCCACGCAGGUCAAGAUCUGGUUCCAGAAUCACCGCUACAAGAUGAAGCGCCAGGCUAAGGACAAGGCGGCGCAGCAGCAACUGCAGCAGGACAGCGGAGGCGGCGGUGGCGGCGGUGGCGGCGCGGGAUGCCCGCAGCAGCAGCAAGCUCAGCAACAGUCGCCACGCCGGGUGGCCGUGCCGGUCCUGGUGAAAGACGGCAAACCCUGCCAGGCGGGCGCCCCCGCCCCCGGAGCCGCCAGCCUGCAAGGCCACGCGCAGCAACAGGCUCAGCAGCAGGCGCAGGCGGCGCAAGCGGCUGCCGCGGCCAUCUCGGUGGGCAGCGGUGGCGCGGGUCUAGGAGCACACCCAGGCCACCAGCCUGGCAGCGCAGGGCAGUCCCCGGACCUGGCGCACCACGCAGCCAGCCCCGCAGCGCUGCAGGGCCAGGUCUCCAGCUUAUCCCAUCUGAACUCCUCAGGCUCGGACUAUGGUGCCAUGUCUUGCUCUACCUUGCUUUAUGGUCGGACCUGGUGA
Molecule: messenger RNA, 1272 nt
Organism: Apodemus sylvaticus (European woodmouse)
Lineage: Eukaryota; Metazoa; Chordata; Mammalia; Rodentia; Muridae
Gene: Nkx2-1
Product: NK2 homeobox 1
Exons: 3
Coding region: 1-1272 (423 amino acids)
Biological process (GO): cell differentiation; regulation of transcription by RNA polymerase II
Cellular component (GO): nucleus
Molecular function (GO): DNA-binding transcription factor activity, RNA polymerase II-specific; RNA polymerase II cis-regulatory region sequence-specific DNA binding
Source: RefSeq, a predicted model, not a curated record